UUUUGAUCCGCACCAUCCUGGCUUUUCCUUCGAGACACCUGCAAACAACACAUAGCAUCCACAAUGGCCGCCCAUUCCGAGCAAAUCAAGAACAACUUCCUCAACAAUCCCUACGCCCAGCAGGUUUUCAACAUUGCCAACGGCCAGGUCUCUGCUCUCGAUGCCGAGCUUAACAAGUACCCAAUCCUCCGUCAGCUUGAGCAGCAGACCAAGGUCCCCAAGGCCUACGGUGUCAUCGCCCUUGGUUUCUCCUCUGUCCUUCUCAUCUUCUUCAAUAUGUUUGGCCUUGCCCAGCCCAUCUCCAACCUCAUCGGCUGGGCUCUCCCCGCUUAUCUUUCCAUCCUGGCCAUUGAGUCUCCUCAGACCAACGAUGACAAGCAGUGGUUGACCUAUUGGGUCGUCUUUGGUUCUCUCAACCUCGUCGAGUCCAUGGGUUUGAGGGCGGUUCUCUACUGGGUUCCUAUGUACUUUGUUUUCAAGACCCUUUUCACCAUCUGGCUCAUGCUCCCUGCCACCCGAGGUGCUGAGAUUCUCUACUUCCACUUCCUCCGGCCCAUGGUUGGCAACGUCAAGUCUCGAAGCCAAUCUUCUUUCGGUACAUCUGACCCCCUUGCCAAGGAGACUGGCUUCAACCCCGCCGGUACCACCGCCCCUUCCUCUUUCGCUCAUGAAAAGACCCUCUAAGAUGGCUUGGUGCAGAGAAAAGCAGAGAAUGUCGGAUAGCCUCUUUUGGAUUAACGACCCGUAACGCCAGGUUUUGAGUCUUGAAUUUUUCAUAAUUGUGGUUGGAAGGCGUUCUCCGUUUUUUUACUUGUGUCAUAGCGUUCUUGUUUGCUUCAACCCCAAUUAAUUCCCUUUUUUUCUUAAAUUAUUUUGCGGAAGCAAGAAUACUUUUUCACGAGAGUGUGGGUAAAAGUAGAAGAGAAAGAAAUGAAUCCGAUGUGGAUAUAUACCUGACCAUGAUGGAGC
Cryptococcus deneoformans JEC21 is the source of this 969-nucleotide messenger RNA. Its product is annotated as membrane organization and biogenesis-related protein, putative. The record is from RefSeq and is a predicted model, not a curated record. NCBI's taxonomy places the organism in Eukaryota, Fungi, Basidiomycota, Tremellomycetes, Tremellales, Cryptococcaceae. The coding region runs from base 64 to 684 and encodes 206 amino acids. The transcript has 6 exons.